AUGUUUCAUUAAAAAUAAUCAAUUAGACCUAUUCAAUAAAUUAAAUAGGAAAAAUGCUUGAAUUGCAAUAAAUUAAUUAGUUAAUCUCUGAUUCGGAAUCAUUAAGCAAUUUGUGCAAUUACCAUAUCAAAUAAGGAUUAAGAAUUAUUGGAUGAGCAAUUAGCUAUGCUUAUUCAAUAAAAUAAAAUAGAAUCAAAGAUAUUUUUGUUGCCAAACCCAUCUGAUUCUAUUUAAUAAACUAAAACUUAACAGGAAAUUCAGAUUGAAAAUAAAGAAGUUCCAUCUUAAAUAAAACAAGUCUUUUAGUCCAAUAAUCUAAAUGGUUAAUAUAAAGAAGCUAUCUUUAGACAAGUAAGAAUGCAUUAACAAAACCUAGGAAUAAAGAGAAUUUAAUGAUGAUUUAAAUUUCUAAAAAAAUGAAUUAAAAAAUAAACACAACCUUACUUCUUAAGAAUAGAUUGAAAAGAAUAUAUAAAAAAACGAUUUAAACUCUUAAUAAAUCUAACAAAAUAUGGUAUUUAAUACAGUGUAAUCUUAAGUUCAAGCUUUUAAAAAUUCAUAAAAAUGUACUAUUUAAAAUUCUAAAUAAUAAGAGGCUGCUUAAAGAGAUUUCGAUUAUGCUUAAAAUAAUUCUAUUCAAAAAAAUCUAGAAAAUUAAUCAGCAGACAACCCUUAAAUAAUUGUUUAGCAUCAUAAUAAUUAAAUUUCAAGAAAUAUAUAAGUUGAAAAAUAAUAGUAAGUACAAAAUUAUCCUCAAAAUAAUUAUUGUUAAAUGAAAAAUGAAGAACUAAUAAAACAAAGACAAAUAUCAGAUGAGAAAAAAUUAGAAAAUGGUUAAUUUGACAAAGCUAAUUAAUUAAAUUAAUUUAAUGGAUUCAAUUAUGAAUAAAUAAACUAAAUUUAUUCAUUAAAUAAUCAUCAUGAAAGGUAUUCUCUAAAAGAUAAAUAAUAAAAUUAAAAUAUUCAUUAAUAAUAAAAAUACUAAAUGUAUCCUUCUUAAGCUUAUUAGUACAGUAAACCUCGAGUAAUUUAAGCAAUUCCAUUUGA
Messenger RNA from Paramecium pentaurelia, 1047 nucleotides. The record is from the annotation of a GenBank genome assembly. Lineage: Eukaryota; Ciliophora; Oligohymenophorea; Peniculida; Parameciidae.